Molecule: messenger RNA, 982 nt
Organism: Drosophila bipectinata
Lineage: Eukaryota; Metazoa; Arthropoda; Insecta; Diptera; Drosophilidae
Source: RefSeq, a predicted model, not a curated record
UUUCCCUAAAAUGCAAUGCAAAUAUCAAACACCAAGGAUCUAAAGAUGGCUUCUCUUAAUGUCAGAGACUUGAACAACACUCGCAAGGCUCAAAUGGAACUGGUGUUCUUCAAUCGAGUCCCCAAGGUGGGAAGUCAAACCUUUAUGGAGCUCCUUCGUCGUCUUUCGGAGCGAAACAACUUCCAGUUCCAUCGGGAUGCUGUGCAGAAAGUGGAAACCAUAAGAUUGGCAGAAGAUCAGCAACAGGAAAUGGCUGAGGUGAUCAGUGAACUCCCAGAGCCGUCGGUUUUUAUAAAGCACGUGUGCUUCACCAACUUUACGAAGUUCAACUUACCCAAGCCGAUUUACCUGAAUGUGGUGCGUGAUCCCGUGGAGCGAGUGAUCAGUUGGUUCUACUAUGUCAGAGCUCCGUGGUACUUUGUGGAGCGUAAAGCUGCAUUUCCGGAUCUACCUCUGCCACAUCCGGCCUGGCUGAAAAAGGACUUUGAGACUUGUGUACUGAGCGGUGAUCAGGAGUGCACUUACACCCAAGGAGUCACCGUCGAGGGCAUUGGCGAUCAUAGAAGGCAGAGCUUGUUUUUCUGUGGCCAUGACUAUGAAUGCACACCCUUUAACACUGUGGGUGCUUUGGAAAAAGCCAAGUUCGCUGUGGAGCAACAAUAUGCCGUUGUGGGAGUUCUGGAAGAUCUGAAUACUACACUGUCAGUGCUGGAAAAAUAUGUGCCCCGAUUCUUUGAGGGUGUUAGAGAUAUAUAUGCAACCAGCGCCGAAUACUUGACAAAGAUCAAUAAAAACAACUUCAAGCCGCCGGUCAGUGAGCAUGUUAAGGAUAUAGUACGUCGCAACUUUACAAACGAGAUCGAGUUCUAUCAGUUCUGUCGCCAGAGACUCCACAAGCAAUAUCUGGCCGCCCAUUUGCCGCAGCGCAUUAUUACAGAUUCGGCACAACAUUUACCCGCCCUCUUGGGCAAUUAAAUUGUAA